This is a messenger RNA of Micropterus salmoides (largemouth bass), 582 nucleotides long. Its product is annotated as histone H3.3-like. The transcript has 2 exons. Gene Ontology annotation, molecular function: protein heterodimerization activity; structural constituent of chromatin; DNA binding. The record is from RefSeq and is a predicted model, not a curated record. Gene Ontology annotation, cellular component: nucleosome. The coding region runs from base 1 to 294 and encodes 97 amino acids. Lineage: Eukaryota; Metazoa; Chordata; Actinopteri; Centrarchiformes; Centrarchidae.
AUGUUAUCAAACAAUGGCCUGAUUUGUGAAGUGAUCGCUCUCAGAGAGAUCCGCCGCUACCAGAAGUCCACUGAGCUGCUGAUCCGCAAGCUGCCCUUCGAGAUCGCUGAGGACUUCAAGACCGACCUGCGCUUCCAGAGCUCCGCCGUCAUGACUCUGCAGGAAGCCAGCGAGGCUUACCUGGUCGGUCUGUUCGAGGACACCUGGGCAGUGUGCGCCAUCCACGCCAAGAGGGUCACCAUCAUGCCCAAAGACAUCCAACUGGCCCGCCGUAUCCGCGGAGAGAGGGCUUAAACAGACCCCAGAUCUGUUUACACCACAACAUGUAGGCCAACUAUGAGACAUGAGAGUGUUUUAUUCCUUUUAAUUGGUACGUGUCUCGGUCUCACUAAAUCUAUACAUAUUAAACUGGAAAGCCAUGAGCUAUUAAUUAAACACAACAAUAAAUUAUUAUUUAUGUUUUGCUAAAUGACCAACCAAGUGACACAGACUUACUGUAUGUCUUGGCUUGACAUUAAUGUUGGGGAUAAAAGUCAAUAGCAUUAUGAGUGGUUAGGAUUGUUGUGCAUGUAAACACUCUGA